AUGCCGUGCCGACAGAACCGCCGCGGCGAUUUCCAGGAGAACAUGAUAUCCUCGAAAGUGGAGCAUUUAUCGCCAUCUUCUCUCCCUCACCCCGUGCCUCCCUCCCUCCCUCCCUCCCUCCCUCCCUCCCUCCCUCCCUCCCUCCCUCCCUCCCUCCCUCCCUCCCUCCCUCCCUCCCUCCCUCCCUCCCUCCCUCCCUCCCUCCCUCCCUCCCUCCCUCUCUUCCCUCCCUCCCUCCCUCCCUCCCUCUCUUCCCUCCCUCCCUCCCACCCUCCGUCCGUCCGUCCGUCCGUCCCUCCCUCCCUCCCACCCUUCCCUCCCUCCCUCCCUCCCACCCUUCCCUCCCUCCCUCCCUCCCUCCCUCCCUCCCUCCCUCCCUCCCUCCCUCCCUCCCUCCCUCCCUCCCUCCCUCCCACCCUUCCCUCCCUCCCUCCCUCCCUCCCUCCCUCCCUCCCUCCCUCCCUCCCUCCCUCCCUCCCUCCCUCCCUCCCUCCCUCCCUUCCCCCCCCCCUCCCUCCCCCCCUCCCUCCCUCCCUCCCUCCCUCCCUCCCUCCCCCCCUCCCUCCCUCCCCCCCUCCCUCCCUCCCCCCCUCCCUCCCUCCCUCACUCCCUCACUCCCUCCCUCCCUCACUCCCUCCCUCACUCCCUCCCUCCCUCCCUCCCUCCUUCCCUCCCUCCCUCCCUCCCUCCCUCCCUCCCUCCCUCCCUCCCUCCCUCCCUCCCUCCCUCUUCCCCCUUGAUCACUCUCUUUCUUUCCUCCGGCCCUCCUUCCUUCACUCCCUCCCUCAAGCAUGCUUCAGAGGAUUGCACGAGGUGGGAGCGACUAAGAAUCCAAGGGGUAGAAACCAGGAAGACGGACACGAGGAGCAACGUCAGCAGCACGAGGAUAAGCAAACGCCUGAGGAGGCGGUUCACACAGGCGAGCAAGAAAUGGAGCGAGCAUGCGUGCAGGAGGCGCACAGGAAUGCACGGCUUCUUGUGGAGCAUCGUGGUUUGGAGCGGUUGGAGGAGGGGAAAGGGGAGAUCCAGCAGUUGGGUGGUGAUGGAAUGAGGCUGGAAGCAAGAGGAGUUGAGAUGGGUUCAGGAGACGAGAGGGAUAAGGCUAGGAUUGAACGGGGGAGAGGUGAGGUAGUAGGUGGAAGGGCAGGAGUGCGUGAGAAACGAGUGGAGCAAGAGACACUGCAGAGCGGGAGUGUGGAAGGGACGAGUAGAGGUGGUGGGAGGGGCGUGGCGGGUGGUACCAGAGUAGGUGAGUGCUACGGUGCAAAGCUGCUUGAGGAGUCUGGGGCAGGGAAGGAGAGAGCAGUGGUGACAGUGUCUGGAUUAGCAAACGCGAGACCAGUUUUGGACGACGACGAAAGGAAGGGCUUUUGUUAUAGAGAAGUGGGGGAGAGAGAGGUGGCUGGGGUGGCUAAGAAAAGGAGGAGGAUUGGAACAUGGUCAGAUGGGGGGUUGAAGACAGGAGAGGGUCAAGUGGAGGGACAGGAGGGGCAAGCGCAGGUGGUAAAGGAGGAGCCACUGACGUUUCAGCAGCCAAUGGUUGAGAGGCCGAGAGAGGCCGCUUUCCUGGACACUCGAGUGAUGAUUCUGAAUCAGAAGGAGGUGAAGGAGUGGGCUAAGGACGAGGCCCAGAAAGAGACCCUCCGAGGAGCAAAUGAGCGAGCAAGGGAGGGAGCAAUGGGGGCCGCAAAUAAGGGAGAGAACGAGGGAGCAAUGGACAGAGCAACGGAGGGAGCAAUGGAGGGAGCAACGGAGGGAGCAAUGGAGGGAGCAACGGAGGGAGCAACGGAGGGAGCAACGGAGGGAGCAACGGAGGGAGCAACGGAGGGAGCAACGGAGGGGGCAACGGAGGGAGCAACGGAGGGAGCAACGGAGGGAGCAACGGAGGGAGCAAUGGAGGGAGCAACGGAAGGAGCGAGAGAAGGGGGUCAGGAGGGAACGAUGGAUGGGGGACAGGGAGGAGAAGAGAAGGGCUGUGGAGAGCGGGAGGAGCUGGGCUGUGGGGAGGAGAGAGAGGGGAGUGGAGAGGACCUGUACCACUGGCUGAAAUACGGACAGAAGGUGCUCAUGGAGCGGGUAUACACGCGAGCCUAUUUCCGGUGUGCCCAGCACGCAGCAGGGUGCAAGGCCAAGAAGACCGUUGACGUGCCCAUCCAGAACCCCUCCUCUCCUCCCCAACUUCUAUCAUCCUUCCAUUAUCCAUCCCUCCCCCAACCGUCCUUUCCUCACCCGUCCUUUCCCCAGCCAUCCUUCAGUCAGCAGCCACAGCCACAGCCCCACCCACAGCUCCACCCACAGCCAUCGCCACAGCCACAGCCACAGCUGCCGCUACAGCCACAGCUGCCGCUACAGCCACAGCUGCCACUACAGCCACAGCCACCGCCACAGCCACAGCCACAGCUGCCGCUACAGCCACAGCUGCCACUACAGCCACAGCCACCGCCACAGCCACAGCCACAGCUGCCGCUACAGCCGCAGUCCCACAAUCAGCUACAGCCGCGUGUGGUGUUUCUAGGGCAGCACUCGCACCCUCCUCCCGACCGUCCCCGCUCUGCCACACUCUCCCUCGCCGCCCAGUUUGCUGCCGAGCUCAAGGAAGAGCUUCGGGCCGAAGCUGCCGCCGAAGCUGCUGCCGCCGCCGCUGCCGCUGCUGCUGCCGCUGCAGUCACUCCUGCCGCUGAUCCGGUGGCGAAGCUUCACAGGUGCGCCACAGCAGUGCCUGCAGGAGCAGCAAUGGCAGAAACACCAGCAGCAGCAGCAGCAGCAGCAGCAGCAGCACCCACCGCGAGCGCCACCCAAGGACUGUGCAGAUCAGAAUGA
Molecule: messenger RNA, 2820 nt
Organism: Closterium sp. Naga37s-1
Lineage: Eukaryota; Viridiplantae; Streptophyta; Zygnematophyceae; Desmidiales; Closteriaceae
Source: the annotation of a GenBank genome assembly